AUGUUGUCAAUGGCAAUGAGUGGCAUUGCAGCAAUUAACGCAUUUGCAUUCGAAAUUUUACUCUCCACUGGUUUGAACGUAUUGCAAGCGUCAAUCGGUAAUAUCGUGAUAUGCAUUAUGUCGGUCCUAGGUAUCCUGACAUCGUCUUUCUUCAUUGAUAAAAUUGGUCGUCGAAUCCUCUUGUUAUCCACAUGUGGUCUUCUCGCCAUUGUGAAUAUACUCAUCGCUGCUUUGAUGUUUGGAUUUGAAUACGCCAAGAUUGUAUUUUUUGGUUAUCCGUUGCUGGCCACCAUUUGCAUAUUCAAUUUUGUGUUUGCCGCUGGGCCCGGUCCUGUGUCCCUGUUUAUAACUGGUGAAUUAGUGGGACAAAAUGCUAGAAGUGCAGCAUCCACCUGGGUUAACGUCUUCAUGUUUUUAUUGUGA
This is a messenger RNA of Strongylus vulgaris, 423 nucleotides long. The record is from the annotation of a GenBank genome assembly. NCBI's taxonomy places the organism in Eukaryota, Metazoa, Nematoda, Chromadorea, Rhabditida, Strongylidae.